Molecule: messenger RNA, 2973 nt
Organism: Peromyscus californicus insignis
Lineage: Eukaryota; Metazoa; Chordata; Mammalia; Rodentia; Cricetidae
Product: 40-kDa huntingtin-associated protein
Exons: 5
Coding region: 46-1173 (375 amino acids)
Biological process (GO): vesicle cytoskeletal trafficking
Cellular component (GO): early endosome
Molecular function (GO): protein binding
Source: RefSeq, a predicted model, not a curated record
AGCGCACCCCAACCGGAAGUCAGGAGGCGCGGCCGGCGGGUUAACAUGGCGGCGGGCUCCGCGUCUUCCCUCGGUGGCGGUGCGUGGCCUGGCUCUGAGGCUGGGGACUUCUUGGUCCGCUAUCGGCAGGUGUCCAACAAGCUCAAGAAGCGCUUCCUGCGGAAGCCGAACGUGGCCGAGGCCGGGGAGCAGUUCGCGCAGCUAGCCCGCGAACUGCGCGCCCAGGAGUGCCUGCCCUAUGCCGCUUGGUGCCAGCUAGCUGUGGCGCGCUGCCAGCAGGCGCUCUUCCACGGGCCCGGGGAGACGCUGGCCCUAACGGAGGCUGCUCGACUCUUCCUGCGGCAGGAGUGCGACGCGCGCCAGCGCCUAGGCUGUCCGGCCGCCUAUGGCGAGCCUCUGCAGGCGGCUGCCAGCGCCCUGGGUGCCGCUGUGCGCCUUCACCUCGAGCUGGGCCAGCCUGCCGCCGCCGCCGCUCUAUGCCUUGAGCUGGCCGCCGCUCUUCGCGCCCUGGGCCAGCCGGCCGCUGCCGCAGAUCACUUUCAGCGCGCUGCUCAGCUGCACCUGCCCCUGAUGCCACUGGCCGCCCUGCAGGCGCUGGGCGACGCCGCCUCCUGCCAGCUGCUGGCGCGCGACUACACCGGCGCCCUGGCGCUCUUUACACGCAUGCAACGUCUGGCACGGGAGCAUGGCAGCCACCCGGUGCAGCACCCCGAGCUGCCCCCCCCGCCCCCGCCGGGACCCCAGCCAAGACCUGGCUCGGCCCCGACCCUGCCCCUCCCGCUGCUGCUCCCGGACCAGGCCCCAGGCUCUGCUGCGCCCUCUCCCGGUACACUGGGUGCCUUCGCAGACAUCCUUGUCAGGUGUGAGGUGUCCCGCGUGCUGCUCCUGCUGCUCCUGCAACCACCACCCGCCAAGCUGCUGCCCGAGCAUGCCCAGACUCUGGAGAAAUACUCCUGGGAGGCUUUUGACGGCCACGGCCAGGAUAGCAGCGGCCAGCUUCCUGAGGAGCUGUUUUUGCUAUUGCAGUCCCUGGUCAUGGCUGCCCAUGAAAAGGACACAGAAGGCAUCAAGAAGCUGCAGGUGGAGAUGUGGCCGCUGCUGACUGCUGAGCAGAACCACCUCCUUCACCUCGUUCUGCAGGAAGCAGUCUCCCCCUCGGGCCAGGGGGUCUGAUAAGUCACCUGAACCAAACAGCCUUUCCUCCUGAUGUGGAUGUAGAACUUUCAGAUACUUCUCCAGCACCAUGUCUGCCUGUGUGCUGUCAUAUUCUCACCACAAUGAUCAUGGAUUAAACCUCUGAAACUGCAAGCAAGACCCAGAGAGAAAGACGAAAGGAAAGGCUGCUAGAAUGGUCUGAAGAUGCAUGCCUCAGGAAACUACUACUUCCAACUGUGCUCUGCCCUCGGAAGUUUCUACUACUUCACAAUAGCACUACCAGUCAGGACCAGGCCUUCUACCAAUGGGCAUUUCAGGCCUAUUCUGGAUCAGAAUCAUAAAUGGAAUGAAGGAAUCCGAGGCACAGAGGUAAAUUAUUUUCCUGAGUUAGCGUUAACUAGCAAGUGACUGAACUGUGACUGCAUUCCAGCUGGUGGGAUUGCAGAGGCCAUGCUCCUGACCACUGGACUGGACGGCGUCUCCAUCUCCCUCCACUUGCUGCAGGAAGCCCUACUACUUCUGGUGCUGACACAAUGGAUUCCUUCAAAGCUAAGGCUGAUACUCACAGAGAGUUUUUCUGCCUGUUUCUUGACUUGAUCUGCAUCCAUGGAUAACUUCCUAUUCAAAUUCAUAAUCUGAAGAGAAUAGUCUUGAUAAAGUUUCUGCCUGUGAAUGAUAGCAAUGAACAGUGUGAUAUUCCCUCACAAUAUGAAGAAAGUGCAUUCGAAGCACGACUGACUUGCCCUCACUAACACUAUCGAUGGAGGAUGGGGAAAUGGCAUCUAAAAUAUUCUGACAGAGAAAAGGAAGCCCAUGUGGAUUAUUUCAUCUUACACUGACAGUAUUUGUUCCUCCUUGGCUGAGAGAGAAGUCACUUCAAAUACCUUAGCUCUAGAAAACUUAUGGAGAAUUAUCAUUAGUAUUCUAUUAAUAUUCCACAAGUAUUCACCUUCCUGACACAUACAGCUUCUCCUUUAUUUCCUCUUUCUGGAGAACAGAUCCAAUGAGCAUGCACAUCCACUACCAUCAGAGAAUUCUGUGGAGGCCUACCCACUCUUCCUCACGUUGUGCCAGUGAGGAUUUGGAUAUUUGUAAUUUACUAAAGGGUCAACCUUGCUCCAUAAAUUUAUAGAUUAUUUUCCUAUAAGGUUUAUCUUUUUCCCCCAUAUGAUUGAGCAUCUCUUAUAUGGAAAAUAUUUUGAGAUAGUCAGCAUUGACCCAGCCACCACAUACAUGCAAAUUCUUUAUGGUGUAUAAAUUGAAAUAUAUUAAAUUGAGAAGACAAAAAGGUCAUCUUUACUGACAGCUUAGCAAUAUAGCGCACUCUGUUUAUAAUGUGAGGAUAUAGGCUGAAAGGUGUUGUAGCAUGAAUCUUAAAUGGUCUUAUUAAUAAAACAAACCUGAGGCCAGUUAUUGGGGUCAAUGCUGGUAGAUCAGAGAGACAGAACAAGCCACAGCUAUCUCACCUUGCCAAUUCCUCAGCUGGUCCUGUUUCCUCAGACUGGAAGCCUCUGAGUCCUCAUCCAAAUGAAUCUCAGCUGAACUGUGUUGCUCCAAAGCCUGAAAGCUUAACCAGCCCAAUGCUUAACCAGGCCAAAUGCUUCUACUUUCUGGUCCUCACGCCUUAUAUACCUUUCUGCUUUCUACCACCUUUCCCUGGGAUUAAAGGCUCGCUUUGUGGGAUUAAAGGCUCGCUUUGUGGGAUUAAAGGCUCGCUUUGUGGGAUUAAAGGCGUGAUGAGUCACCAUGCCUGUCUGUAUCCUUGAACACAUGGAUUUCUGCCUCUGGAAUGCUAGGAUUAAAGGCGUGUGCUACCAC